GCAUCCGUGGUUUUUGCAUUCUGCCAGCUGCCAGUUCAAUCCAAGCUGAUCGAAGCGUUCUGUUGUGCUUAUCAAUCUGCAGUAAAGCGAAAUAAACAAUAUACAACAAACAUUGGGUGGUAAUUCGCGAAGUAAUCAAUCAAGUUCAUUUGUUCGUGAACGGUUAUUCACGUUUGUGAGGCAUAUACACCAGGGUUGCUUGUUGAAGCAGAAGAAUGGCGGACUCUGUUGAGUUGCGUAUGAGCGUUGCAUCUAUAAAACGCGUUGAUCCAUAUGCUAAAGAUAUAUUAGCGAAAUCCACACACGUUGCAUUAUAUAAGUUCAAUCAGAAUAACGAUGCUUGGGAGAAGACUGAAACGGAGGGCGCUUUAUUUCUCUACAGCCGGAAUGGAGAACCCUUUCACAGCAUCAUGAUCAUGAAUAGACUCAAUACUGAUAACCUCAUUGAGCCAAUUGUUAAGGAGUUUGAAUACCAAAUGCAAGCCCCAUUUCUGCUGUACAAAAACUCUAAAACCAAAAUAUUUGGUAUUUGGUUUUACAAUCGCGAGGAGUGUGUGCAACUAGCUGUAUUACUAGAAACUGUUAUGGAGAGUGUGAGAGAAAACAAUGCAGAUAUACAUCUACAGUCGGAGGAUGUAGACAUAUUCAGACUGUUAUCAAGAGCACAAGAAGAUUUCAACAAAACUCCCAAGAAGAGUGAGCAGCCACAACCAAAGUUUUCCACACCAAGGGCACCUGAUGUUACUUCACAAAGUGUAAUGGACUUUUUUGCUCAAGCAAGUGGCAAAAGUGUGACUAAACCAGUAAAUGCACCUGAAGUUGAAAUGCAUUUCACACUUCAGAGAUUAAUGAGCAAUCCGGUUCAUACUGUUGAGCACAUUGAAAAGCAACAAAGAUCAACCACCCCACAAGAACAAGUAUUGUUGAGAAAAAAGGGAGGCAACCAUUCUAGUGCUGAUAGAAGAAGUGUACCUAUCAACUUUCAAACCAGUAGUGACAAAAAAGAGAAUGGGUUGAAUUAUUCUCGCGUUUCGCCUCAACACAGUGCACCCAUUACUUCUCCAUUGACAGCUUUUAUUACUCAGAAACAAAAAGAUGACAGAGAUGCAUCAUCUCCAUUGGCACAGUUCUUAGAAACACCUCAAAAGCCAGCACUGAUGCCUCCCAUGAUGUUUGCAUCAUCCAGCAACAAACAGGACAAAGUGGACAAUUUAUUGUUAGAUAAUAAAACAAAGAAUGUGGAGCCACUCACAAAGAAUCAGAUGAUUCAGGCAUUAUCAUAUAUGUUAAAAACUGAUUCGGAGUUUGUCACAAAGUUGCAUGAAGCAUAUGUGAAAUCUCUGGCUGAGAUGGUCAACCAGAAUGUUCUUAACUGAUUUUCGUUGCCAAUGUAUUAUAAUUCCUAUCAGUUUUUUAAUUAUGGGUACGCCGUGCUUUUUCAAGCUCAAAAUUCUCUAAAUUGUGAUAUUUUUUGAGACAAAUUGACCCAAAUUUUAUCUACUACUGUUGACGAUUUACCUGAAUAACUCUAUUUUGGUAAUUAUUAUUCUGUUCCCAAUUUUUCCACGUAUCUUUAACCUGAAGGUGUAUUACAAUGUACGACUUUGAAUUCAUGUAAAAUCCUUGCAACAUUAAUAAAAACACUGUUGUAGCAUUAGCAUGCUUAUGAUAAUGUAUGUUAUUGGAUCAGAACUGUAGAUGACGAUUACUUAUGACACAAGUAUUACAAAUAAAUUGGCAUUGACUUCAAUAUAAGUUUAAUUCAUUUGUUUAAUGAAUAUGUUGGGAGUACAAUUUGUCGUAUUAAGAUCUACAGUUUUAAGAACGACUGCGAUUAUGUAGGUACUUUUAUUAUUAUUAUUAUAUCUAUUGUAAGUUUGUAACAACGCGCUGAGUUCCUUGAAAAUUUGCAUAAUGGAUAUUAAAAAUUAAUUAAAGGAAGAAUAUAA
Dalotia coriaria is the source of this 1949-nucleotide messenger RNA. RefSeq names its product decapping protein 1 (gene DCP1). Gene Ontology annotation, cellular component: P-body. Lineage: Eukaryota; Metazoa; Arthropoda; Insecta; Coleoptera; Staphylinidae. The record is from RefSeq and is a predicted model, not a curated record. Bases 216 to 1376 code for a protein of 386 amino acids. Gene Ontology annotation, molecular function: mRNA binding; enzyme activator activity. The transcript has a single exon. Gene Ontology annotation, biological process: deadenylation-dependent decapping of nuclear-transcribed mRNA; deadenylation-independent decapping of nuclear-transcribed mRNA; positive regulation of catalytic activity.